CUACUUUGACAAGACAAAUUGACCAACGACUACCCUUAAUUCUUGUGGUAAAUGUUGCAGGAAUUAAUAUUACUAACGAGAGAUUUUAUCUUGAAAGUAAAAACCUUCUGGAAGAAAUUAGUUUUCCUUCAGAAAACGCAUAUAUAAAACAAAG
Molecule: messenger RNA, 154 nt
Organism: Racocetra fulgida
Lineage: Eukaryota; Fungi; Glomeromycota; Glomeromycetes; Diversisporales; Gigasporaceae
Source: the annotation of a GenBank genome assembly